UUCGAGGCAGUGACGAAGUGGUUCGGUACUUAGACCACCUUUUGGAGCACACUGUUCCCAAGCCCACCCUGCCCUCUACUGCCCAACAGGGAGGGCUCGAUCGCUUCCGAACGGCUGUGCAAACCACCCGUGACUUCAUGUCAUUGGUGACCAAGGCUAAGGAGCUGCAUGUGCAGAAUGCUCACAUGUACCUUCCUACAAAGUUACUGCCGGCCUCCCGGACUUCGAUCAGCUUCCUGGAUGCAACGCCUCUCUCUCCCCAAGCUGACCAGGUUCCUUCUGUCAAUGUGGAGAUGCACCUUCCCCGGGAUGAAUCUGGGGAGAUAGACUUCCAAGCCCUGGUGGGCCAGUUGCACGAGUGUCCAAGCUUACAGGACCAAGCCGACAUCCUGUACCUUCUUUACACCACCAAGGGGCCUGAUUGGAACACUGCCGCUUCCAGUGAGGAGCCUGUGACAGUCCGGGAGCUCCUUGCUACCCUGUACAGCAAAGCGGGAGAAGCUCAUCACUGGGGCCUAAUCCGCUACAUCUCUGGCAUUCUUAAAAAGAAAGUGGAGGCACUGGACGAGGCCUGCACCGAUCUACUGUCCCACCAGAAGAACUUGACAGUGGGACUCCCUCCAGAGCCUCGUGAGAAGACCAUCUCUGC
Gracilinanus agilis (Agile Gracile Mouse Opossum) is the source of this 649-nucleotide messenger RNA. RefSeq names its product phosphorylase b kinase regulatory subunit alpha, skeletal muscle isoform-like. The record is from RefSeq and is a predicted model, not a curated record. Gene Ontology annotation, biological process: glycogen metabolic process. Gene Ontology annotation, cellular component: phosphorylase kinase complex. Gene Ontology annotation, molecular function: calmodulin binding. The transcript is spliced from 5 exons. NCBI's taxonomy places the organism in Eukaryota, Metazoa, Chordata, Mammalia, Didelphimorphia, Didelphidae. The annotation marks the transcript as partial.